UACCUUCUGCAGUACAUUCCCAACUCGCGCUUGGCUAUUCGCUACUCACUAUGAGUCAGAGAACAAUAUAAAAACAGUCGUCAGUCCAAACGCCGACAUAUUAUUUAUCCUUCGGAGUGAUUAAAAGGCUGAUGAGCAAAAACCCGCAUUUUUUGCGGGGAAACCAACCGUCUGUAGUGCAGUUCGUUUGACAGUGCUGUGGUUAUCGAUCGUGUUUAAUUAAACAAAAUGGAGCUGGAGAUAUUGUGUUUUGUGUUUAUUGUAUCCCUAAGCCUGUCUGCACCAACCUACGACGAAAGCGGAGAAGACUACUACGAUUCACACGAAGACUACAACUCAAAAGAAUACGACCAGCGGACACCAGCAAGAGUCGUCGUCAAACAAGAAGUUUCUACAAGACCUCCGUCAAACUACGAAGUCACAGAAAACGUUGUAGACAUACCCAGCCCAAAGCCACCAGCCAAUUUCAUCAUCGCUAACUUCACAAACAGAACCCCUUUGAACAUUGUGCCAGCAAUUGCAAGGAAUAACAGCGUCCAAAAUGUCAAUAAUGUAACGCCGAAUGCUAGAAAUGAUCCAAUAAAUAACUAUAACUAUUUUGAUUUUGAUAAAAAACACAUCGACUCUUCCGAAGAGUUUGACGACGACGAUGAUGAUGAUGAAGAUUACACUCAUGAUCAUGAAGAAUUUCACGAAGGGCAUAAGUUUUUUCCCAUUCUUAGAGCGUAUCUUUAUGGGCUAAAAAAGGGGAUCGUGAAUGGUCUACAUUCCCUGGUAGGGAAAGGUAACAAAAGUGUCAAUGAACCUUAUAAUACGAAUCCGGUUUUGUUUGAGAAGCUACGUAAGAAGAAUGGGGCAAAAAACAGUAAAUAUUUUGGACAUGAAUUUGAUGAUUGUUAAAAUAAUUUAGAUAGAUCAGUAAUACCGCCAUUGUAUUAAUUAGCAUAAAUUAGAUGAACCAGCUCGUAAGAAAUCAUCCAGUUGUCGACAAGAUGAUUUUAAAAGCAUAUAAGCAACUCGAGAUGAAAGUGAAAUAGACUGGAAAUCUAAAAGUUAAGGCUCACAAGUAUUCAAGCUUUAAUACAGUUUAUUAUAAUACAUAGAACAAAAUAAUAUGACUUAUGAAGUGCGCGAAUCCAAA
Molecule: messenger RNA, 1141 nt
Organism: Ostrinia furnacalis (Asian corn borer)
Lineage: Eukaryota; Metazoa; Arthropoda; Insecta; Lepidoptera; Crambidae
Exons: 2
Coding region: 229-900 (223 amino acids)
Source: RefSeq, a predicted model, not a curated record